Messenger RNA from Ectocarpus siliculosus, 2656 nucleotides. The record is from the annotation of a GenBank genome assembly. NCBI's taxonomy places the organism in Eukaryota, Phaeophyceae, Ectocarpales, Ectocarpaceae.
AUGGGCAAGAACAAGGUGUCCAAGAAGUCCUCGGACAAGGUGGCGAAGAAGGACAAGAAGGUGAAGAAGGCCGCGGCGGCGCCGGUCGCCACGGUGCCCGUGGUGGCCAAGCCAGUGAAGGCUGGCAAGGCCUCGGGGAAGAAGAAGGACAAGAAGACCAAGAAGAAGGCACCCCCGCCGCCGCCGCCUUCCAGCUCGUCGGAGGAGGAGUCCUCGGAGGAGGAGAGCGAGGAAGAGGUGAAGCCCAAGGCUGUGGCCGCCAAGAAGGCAGCGAAGAAGGAGGAAAGCAGCGAUGACGACAGCUCCUCUGAGGAAGAGUCUUCCGAAGAGGAGAAGCCCAAGGCCAAGGCGGCGGCACCCGUGAAGAAGGCCGAGUCGAGCGAUGACGACAGCAGUGAUGACAGCGAGGACAGCGACGAUGACGAGGAGGACAAGAAGAAGGCCGCUCCCGCCCCGACAAAAAAGGCUGCCGCCGCUGCGAAGAAGAAGGAGGAAAGCUCAUCCGAGGAAUCCUCCUCUGAUGAAGAGUCUUCGGACGAGGAAGAGAAGCCCAAGGCCAAGGCCGCCACCCCCGCCAAGAAGGCCGACAAGAAGGCCGAAAGCUCGGACGACGACAGCGACGACUCCUCCGAGGACGAGGAAUCUGACGAUGACGAGGAGGACAAGAAGGAGAAGCCGAAGGCGAAGACCGCCGCCAAGGCUGAGGAAUCGUCAGACGAUGACUCGGACGAUUCAGACGAGGACUCGGAUGACGAUGAGGAGGAGGAGAAGGAGAAGCCGAGCAAGAAGAGGAAGGCCGACGACGCCGAAGAGGGUGACGCAAAGAAGGCGAAGAGCGAGAACAGCAAGAUCUACCUCCGCGGCCUGCCGUGGGACACCUCUGACGACGACGUGAAGGACUUCUUCAAGGCCUGCGGCAAGAUCGUGACCGUGGAGCAGCCCAAGAACCCCGACGGGCGCUCGAGCGGCACCGCGUACGUGACCUUCGACAGCGCCGCCGCGGCGGCGAAGGCCAUCGAACUAGACGGGCAGGAGCUCGGGGGCCGGUGGCUCAAGAUCAUGAUGUCGUUCGAGAAGCCCGACCACGCGCGCAACGGGGAGCCCAAGGUUAAGCCGGCCGGCUGCACGACGGUGUUCAUCGGGAACCUCUCGUGGUCCAUCGACGAGGACACCAUCCGGCAGACGUUUGGGGAGUGCGGCGACAUCAAGAGCGUCCGCUUCGCCGAGGACAGGGAAACGGGAGAGUUCAGGGGAUUCGGACACGUGGAGUUCUACGAUGGAGAGCACGUCGAUGCCGCCAUGAAGCUCGCCAACAGCGACGUCAUGGGCCGACCUAUUCGCGUUGACUACGCUGCACCCCGGGCACCCCGCGACGACUCGUUCGGUGGGGGCGGCCGUGGCGGUGGAAGGGGCGGUGGCAGGGGCGGCGGGCGCGGGGGAGGACGGGGCGGGGGAAGGGGUGGUGGUAGGGGUGGGGGCGGAGGCGGGGGUUUCAACGCCCGCGCGAAGCAGGGCAUCCAGUCCUUCCAGGGCACCAAGAAGUCGUUUGAUUAAUUAAGGCGUUCGUUAGGAUUGCGCAAGCUUCAUCGAUUCCAAGGACCGGUGCUGCCAGGAGGGAUGAUUCGAAUAAGAGCUUCAAGAGGGUUAAUUCGUGCGUGGGUGUUUUGACGUAUGUAGUUUUACGGAGUUGAAUGUAGCAGUCUUUUUUGUUGGAGUAGUUAAGUUUGUCGUCUUCAAAACGAUAUUGUUGUGUGUGGUGUGUUAGGUUUUUGUCUUUGCUAUAUCGUGUUUGCUGCGAUGACCGCUUGGUGUUGCACAGCUGAUGAGGUCUUGCACCCCCACCCAGCAAAAGACUUUCUUCCUGUUCAUCAUGAAGCGGUUUGUAGGUCGUAAGUUGAACUAUCGGAGCGGCAUUCCGCAAUGCUCGUACGUAUCUGAGGUAAGGCAGUUGAGGGUGCAAAGAACCUGGAGCUGAGUGUUGAGAAUGUCUUUGUGUUUCCUGUACUCCGCGACAAGACUCUGUUUCUGUCGUUGUGGCCCACAUGGAACACCCGGGUUGAACACGUCGUGUGGAUGUAUCUUAUCCACCAACGUUUUUGCUCAAUGGGUGUGAGGGGGGUCCUGUGUGUACCUGUCUGGCACCACCGUUUAUUUGCUCUUUUUUGGUGACCUGUCCCGCGACCCGACCCUUUGGGAAAUUUCGGCUGAUGAGGAAGGAAGCAACUCCGUCGUGAUGACGAUGAGAGAGACCCGAUUUGUGAGAUUUCCAGGCUUCUUAGGGGGCGGGGGGUUCAGGGACACACGACGACUGACAGGAGCUGUUGGUUCACGAACGCCAACUGUUGGUUGAAAUGUCGCUUCCUGGCUACCCCGUUCUCAAGUCUGUGGAAGCCCCGACCCGUGAGAGAUUCCAAAACCGUGAACUGUCCCGACCCGAAUAGAGAAUGUCCCAGAGAAAGACCCUGAGAAGGACCCACAAAUGGAAUGACUGACCCGACCUGACCCGACCCGUGACCCUUGAGGCGUCCAUGGUUCUCUUUUUUGAGACCCCGACCGCCGAUCCGGACCCGAUUCUGCGACGAUUUUGGUUUUGUUUUUUCCGUUUCGACGGAUGCUUCUUCGGCCCCCCUCUGCUGGGUUUUUUGACGGAGAUAUU